GUCGCUUUUUACCAUUUACGAAAAACUAGAUGCGAGAAGAAAAGAUUGCUUUAUAGAAUUGCAGAAGUGUUUCUAGUGAAUAGAUAUUCAGAGCUUUACGUCCAGCAGAACUUGAAAAGGGCUAAAUUUUUCUAAUUAAAACAUUGAUUCAGUGAAAAAGUGAAUUUGUGAUAGUGACUAAAUUACUGUGGUACAAAGGUGAAAAAAGGAAGUUUUGAGUGAGAAAUCAUCGUAUCUGAUACAUGACACAGAGUUCGUUUAGUAGAUCAUGAAAAAAGAUAUCUUGAUCAAAAGCACCUGCGAGGCUACCCAACUACGUGUAUACGUGAAAGACCAAAUUGAUGGUGAUCCGUUGUGGUGCGCUCGAUUCAAUGCAACAAAUCCCGAAGCUGUAGCUCAAAUUCAUCUCGAUUUCCUUGAAGCUGGUGCCGAUAUUAUCGUUACAAACACAUACCAAGCUAGUGUGGCAGGUUAUAUGCAGCACCUUGGCCUCUCCAGGGAGGAGAGCAUUGAUUUAAUUAAAAAAACUGUAAAACUUGCUCGGGAUGCACGUGAAAAAUUUUUGGCAAAAACUCGUCUUGCAGUGAAUAAGAAAGGACUUCCUCUGAUAGCAGCAUCUAUCGGACCCUACGGUGCACAUCUUCACGAUGGUUCAGAUUAUUCAGGAGACUAUGCAGAAAAGGUAAAACCAGAAGUGAUUAAAGAAUGGCAUAAAACUCAUAUCGAUGCGGUCCUUGAAGCAGGAGUUGAUGCUUUGGCCUUCGAAACUGUACCAUGCCAGGCGGAAGCAAAAGCACUGGCUGAUCUAUUAUGUGAUGACUAUCCACAUGUCAAAUUUUGGCUUUCACUUCAGUGUAAGGAUGGUUCCAGUCUAGCAAAUGGCGAUUCUUUCGCAGAGACAUGUUCAUUAUUGUGGGACCAAUUUACUUCUCAUAAUAUUACGGAAAAUUGUCUGGGAAUUGGGACGAAUUGCCUCAAUCCAAAGUAUGUUACAUCGCUCCUGGAAUCAGUAAAUGGAAAACGACCUGAAAAUCAACGCAUACCAAUAGUCGUAUAUCCAAACAGUGGCGAAACGUAUGAUAAAAAUGAAGGCUGGCUCCAAGAAGGCAAUCGUCCAACCCUUGACGAUUACGUUCCCAAAUGGAUUGAAUUAGGAGUCAAGGUGCUAGGAGGAUGCUGUCGAACUAGCAUCCAUGAUAUUCCUAAAUAUCGUGAAAUUAUUUCUAAUUUAACUUGAAAGAACGAAUUAAGAAAAUAAAACGAUUAAAAAAUGA
Messenger RNA from Hermetia illucens (black soldier fly), 1274 nucleotides. RefSeq names its product homocysteine S-methyltransferase 2-like. The record is from RefSeq and is a predicted model, not a curated record. Bases 269 to 1237 code for a protein of 322 amino acids. Gene Ontology annotation, biological process: S-methylmethionine cycle. The transcript is spliced from 7 exons. Gene Ontology annotation, molecular function: S-adenosylmethionine-homocysteine S-methyltransferase activity; zinc ion binding. Lineage: Eukaryota; Metazoa; Arthropoda; Insecta; Diptera; Stratiomyidae.